Messenger RNA from Westerdykella ornata, 3219 nucleotides. Its product is annotated as mitochondrial inner membrane AAA protease-like protein Yta12. The transcript has 2 exons. The record is from RefSeq and is a predicted model, not a curated record. Bases 157 to 2832 code for a protein of 891 amino acids. Gene Ontology annotation, biological process: mitochondrial protein processing; protein-containing complex assembly. Gene Ontology annotation, cellular component: membrane; m-AAA complex. Lineage: Eukaryota; Fungi; Ascomycota; Dothideomycetes; Pleosporales; Sporormiaceae. Gene Ontology annotation, molecular function: ATP-dependent peptidase activity; zinc ion binding; ATP binding.
AUUCAGGCGGCGGCGAGACGACGACGACUGCAUCCGCUGCCACUGCCCAUAAACCCGUCACCCCAUCGUGCCAUCCCGGGCGCCUCUUACUCCUCCCUCCGCUUGUGCAUGGUUGUGUAAACCAGCACUUCCUCGCCUCCUCCUCCUUCUCCCGCAAUGUCGACUCUGCUCCGCCGAUCAAGCCAAGCAGCGCGAUUCCACAAGCUCAAUCUCCACGCCUCGUACCGGCGGAUACCUUGUGCAGCACAGAGAGCCGCGCCGCUGUGUCAAUCAAUAAAUACCUUCCAAAGAACCCGCUCACUCGCGACCGCGCCUCCAAAAGAGCCAAGAGAUAAUAAGGCCCGAAAUGGCGAAAAGCAGAAGACGGGUCCCCGGUCCUCGGAGGUGAAUUCAGGGCCGGAGAGGUCGCCAUUGACAGAGGAAGAGGUGAAACAACUGGAGCAAUUCCAAAAGUUGGUCUCAAUGGGUCUGCCUCGGUCGCAGAAGAAGUAUCUCGAUGAAGGGGUCAACGACCUGAAGGAGAAUGGCAUUCCCGUUGAACUGCGGAAGGAAUUGGAGGAGCUGCGCAACGGCAAGAAAAUGAACUUGGCGGCUUUGAAGAGAUUACUCAAUCUCACCAACCAACUCGCAGAAGAUGCUGCAAACAGGCGCAGUGAGAUGGACUUUAAGCAAAACGUGGAUGCAGGGAAAAAGUCGGAGGAGAACACCGCGGAGAAGAACGGAUGGGCGGAUCCACUAGGUGCCCAGAAGACACAUUCAGACCCAGGUCCUUCGAAGGACAAGCCCAAAGUAGAGGGAUCAGGCGGUGCUGGUUUCGGUGGCACCCCGGAUCCUAAAAACUUCCCCCCUUGGGCAAUCGCACUAGGCCUAUACUUUCUCUGGAGGAUGUACUCGGAUAGCGACAAUUCAAAGGAGAUCACAUUUCAGGAGUUCCGUACCACGUUCCUAGACAAGGGUUUGGUCGAGAAAAUCACAAUAGUGAACGGUAGCAGAGCCAAGGUGCACCUCCACCGCGAGGCGGUAGCAGCCAUGUACCCGGAUUCCCCUGCCGCUAGCAGUGGCUUCUACUAUUAUUUCACAAUAGGCUCUGUGGAGGCAUUCGAGAGGAAGAUGGAUGAUGCGCAGUACGAACUGGGCAUUCCCAGCAAUGAACGGAUACCGGUAUCCUAUACCACUGAGAUCUCCUGGUUCAGCACCUUCAUGUCAUUUGCACCCGUUCUUUUACUCAUAGCACCCACGCUCUGGUUGCUCAGGCGCGGUGGAGGUGGAGCGGCGGGCGGCGGCAUAUUCAGUGUUGGAAAGAGUAAAGCGAAGAGAUUCAACCACGAGAAGGAUGUGAAGGUCACCUUUGCCGAUGUCGCCGGCUGCGACGAGGCGAAGGUGGAGAUCAUGGAAUUCGUACAAUUCCUCAAGAACCCCGAAAGAUUCCAGAGACUCGGAGCUAAGAUUCCCCGCGGAGCCAUUCUAUCCGGACCCCCAGGAACUGGUAAAACUCUCCUGGCAAAGGCGACAGCAGGAGAGUCCCGUGUGCCCUUCUACAGCGUCAGCGGCUCGGAGUUCGUAGAGAUGUUCGUCGGUGUGGGCGCUUCCCGAGUGCGUGAUUUGUUUGAGACUGCGCGGAAGAACACCCCCUGCAUUAUCUUCAUUGACGAGAUAGAUGCGAUCGGUCGUGCAAGAUCGAAGGGUAACAUCACGGGCGGCAACGAUGAACGGGAAGCCACCCUUAAUCAGAUCUUGACCGAAAUGGACGGAUUCAACACCACAGAUCAAGUGGUUGUCCUAGCCGGUACCAAUCGCGCUGAUAUGCUCGACAGAGCUCUUGUCAGACCCGGUCGAUUUGAUAGACAUAUCAAUAUCGAUCCGCCAACCAUGGAAGGACGAGCCCAGAUUUUCAAGGUCCAUCUCAAGAAGAUCGUUACCAACGAGGACAUGGAAUUCCUGACGGGCAGGCUAGCGGCGUUGACUCCUGGCUUCUCUGGUGCCGAUAUUGCAAAUUGCGUCAAUGAAGCCGCUUUGAUAGCUGCGCGCCGUCAAGCCGACAGUGUCACCAUGUCUCACUUUGAACAAGCCAUCGAACGAGUGAUUGGUGGGUUGGAGAAGAAGUCAAUGGUGCUCAAGCCGGAAGAGAAGCGGACAGUGGCCUAUCACGAGGCAGGCCAUGCCAUCUGUGGCUGGUACUUCAAGUACGCGGAUCCGCUACUCAAGGUCUCUAUCAUCCCCCGUGGGUCGGCUGCCUUGGGAUACGCGCAAUACCUUCCCCAGGGCGACACCUACCUCAUGAACGUGAAUCAGUUGAUGGAUCGCAUGGCUAUGACGUUGGGUGGUCGCGUGAGUGAGGAGCUUCAUUUCGAUGCGGUCACGUCGGGCGCCUCGGACGACUUCAAGAAGGUCACUGCCAUGGCAUCAGCCAUGGUUACCAAGUGGGGAAUGACCAAGAAGCUUGGUUAUAUCUACUUCGAUGACAGCGAACAAAACUUGAAGAAACCGUUCUCGGAAGAGACUGCCAAGAACAUCGAUGAGGAGGUCAAACGGAUCGUCGAUGAAGCAUACAACAAGUGCAAGGCGCUGUUGACAGAGAAGAAGCGUGAAGUUGGCUUGGUCGCCGAGGAGCUGCUGAAGAAAGAGAUGCUGGGCCGCGAAGACAUGAUCCGGUUACUCGGGCCCCGACCUUUCGAAGACCCGCAGGAUUUCCACAAAUACUUUGGUGGCGAGCACGGCAAGGUUCCAGGCCUGGUUGAGCCAGCAGGCUCGCCGGAUGAGAAGGGUCCUGUUGUGCCCCCACCAGAACCAGGAGUAGCAUUCAGGAGCUUGGAUAUUGAGGACCGGCGGUGACCGCGGCCAUUGGGGCUUGCGAUUUCUACUUUGGGUUAACUAGCAUAUCUUUUCGCCGUGGCAUGCAUUGUCUGCGUGGGCUUCGGCAUUCUGGGGGCACUUUGCCUACUCAUUUCCACUCCUCGAACUGUGCAUUGUAUCAUAGACUGGGAUGAUGGGGAUGGAUGAAUUGUAGUAUAGUAAGCGCGGAAGCGCAACGUAAGAAAAAGAGUAGGAGUCCGUGUUUCCUAUGUACCGGAAUAGAGAGUGUAGAACUGUUAUACCCUGCUUAUUGUGUGACUGGUCCAAAUACGCUUGACCUGAUGCACCGGGGCUGUUCGUCAAGGAAGCACCGCAUGCGGUCCCAAAACCUCUCAAGCAACACGCACCGGAGGCUCUUUAUAGGAC